ACUCUCUCUCUCUCUCUCUCUCUCUCUCUAACCAACCUCCCACCCAUAAAAACAAACCAACAUUUACAAGAAGAGAGACAGAGAGACAGGGAGAGGGAUUGAAGACAACGCAAGAACAAUGAUGUCCGGAACAAGAAUGAACUCAAACUUGUCUGAUAACCCCAAGACCAACAAAGCCACCAUUACUGGAUCUCCCAUGUCAGCCAGAACCUUCAAAAGCACAGCAAAUAUGACCAGUAAGGUGACGCCCCGUGUCGCCGGAGGUGCUUGGAGCAUGACUCCUCUGAUGGAGGUUUUGCCCGGCUCUUCACCACCUGCUGGUAGCAGUGACUCCAGCCCUUUGAGCUCCAAGACUUGCUCUCCCAAAUCAGAAAAGAAUCAUUUCUUCCCUGACUUGCCUUCAAAUGCGUCCACUCCAAGACUAAACCAGGAUGAAUUGGAGAAUGCCAAAGACUAUGGUCGGCUCUGUCUCACCAAUUUCCAGGCCAAUCCUCACAAGGGUUCUUGCCUUAGCAAGCUGUCAAUGACCAAUACCACAUUCUCGGCUCACCAUGAAAUCGUUGGACACCAAUCAAACUCAGAGCGAGAGGAGAGGUCUGUUGAUGAAGAGGAUAGCCAUUUGGCACAGGGUGAGCAGAGCACAAAUGAAGACUCCGAUGUGGAAAGUCCGAUUGCCGGACGAGAUAAGCUGAUGGAUAGGUCGAAGCCGUACCAUGAGUUCUUGGAUGAAGUCAAGAAGCAGGAGCUUCAGGCUGAGGUUGAGGCGUGGAAGAAAGCUGAGCAGCUGAAGCUGAUGACCAAGUUGCGAAGAGAAGAAGCUGCCAUUGAUGAAUGGGAAUUCAAGCAGACCAGCAAGGCCUUGAAGGACAUCAAAAAGCUUGAGAUUAAACUGGAGAAGCAACGUGCAAAAGCAGUCGAAAACACAUGGAAGACAAUAAACAUGACCAAAGAGGAGGCAAAAAGGAAGAAGGUAAGAGCAAGGCAAUGCACGAUCGGAAGACUAUCAUCGGUGUCGGAAAAUUACCAGAAGACCAACCCCACCAAGAGCUUAGUGUGGAACAAACUCACUGUUUAUUGCAAGUCCAUGUAUGUCAAAUCCGUGAGAGGCCUGGCGCCAACGUCAUCGGAACGGCAAAGGUCGUUAAAGUAGCUCUGUCUCUCUAGUCCGUCAACAGUUGGACAUAAACUACCUGACAUUAGACAUAUUGGUACUUCGGUUAACAAUUUUCAUGUCAUUAAAUCAACAUGGAUGUGUGCAAGAAGUCGAUGUACCCCUAUGUCAUGAAUAAACAUUGGGUAUUUGCAGGCAA
Molecule: messenger RNA, 1310 nt
Organism: Argentina anserina (silverweed cinquefoil)
Lineage: Eukaryota; Viridiplantae; Streptophyta; Magnoliopsida; Rosales; Rosaceae
Product: remorin 4.2-like
Exons: 4
Coding region: 119-1150 (343 amino acids)
Source: RefSeq, a predicted model, not a curated record